AUGUCGCUCUAUCUCAUCGAUGUAGUCGAGGAGUGCAUUACUCUGAAACCCGUCUCGAAUGUGCGCUAUAUAGCUCUAAGCUACGUUUGGGGUAACGUCAAAUCUACCAACUUAACCUCUGGAAACAUGGAGGAGCUUCGAAAACCUCGGAGCCUGUCAUCUGGAUCUCAUGUCGUUACUGUUCCGCAGACUAUUAGAGAUGCUAUGCGUCUGACCGCAGACUUGGACAUUCGCUACCUAUGGGUGGACUGUCUCUGCCUCAUUCAGAACGAUCCUAACAUCUCGUUCUACCUGAACCGAAUGCAUUUGAUCUAUGCCAACGCAUUCCUGACAAUCUUGGUGGCAAACAAGGACAACGCAAACGGCGGCAUCACCGGAUACGAUACCCGUUCGACUGGCCGUAUUCUACCUGGUCAAGUCAUAAACUAUCCAAACUACGUGCUUGGCAAGGGUGGAGAGACUCUAGGUGCCUUACCAUGGUCUUCGCGAGCUUGGACACUACAAGAGGGCUUUUCCUCUCGAAGGGUGCUAGUAAUCGACGACCGCAUUUGUCUCAAAUGUGUAGAGGACAUCUCAGAAGAGGGUUCAGAUUUUGGCUUCAAGCUCAGUGACAACCUGUCAGACAGAAUGGGAGGUUUUGUGCCAACCCUCUGUGAAGCCUCGCUGACUGAAUGGAAACCAAACUGGGGAGCAUUCUCACAAGUGAUCAAAAAUUUCGCGGCAGAAAAUUUCGCUCCUCGCGCAGUAUCGUACGACCAGGAUGCUCUAAAAGCGGUCUUGAUACGGAAACCAGACUGGGACGUAUACUCACUAGCGGCAAAAAGUUUCGCUUCUCGCGCAUUAUCGUACGACCAAGAUUCUAUAAAAGCGUUCCUAGGGGUCAUCAACUUCUUCACGAGCCUGGACGAUACGAGAUUGCUAUAUGGGCACCCGAUAUCAGACCUCUCGGCCAUUGGUGGCCUAGUGAAUCAUCAGAUGACUAGCGAGAAAUGCAGCAAGAAGGCGUCUCCGGAGCGAGUCAAGCCGGAAUAUCUUGACCCAUACCUGUACAUCCAAGCACAAAGAGCGCGGUUUGGUGUAUUAUCAGAGGAAGAGGAAGAUGAAGAGGAAGAUAAACUGGUACAAAUAGGCACACCGUUGAGCACUGGAGACACUACGAAUGAAGCGUUAAGAUCUCUGAUACCGCUGGGAACUACAAACGAUGCAGAGGAGACCAUUGUAGGCCAUAUGACUUUCGACCGCUGGCCUCCACAAUUUCUCUGGGACGAAGCUGGUACCUUGGAUUUCAUCGGCAUCUCCUAUGUUGAAGCUGGUUGGCUCAGCGACUCCGGACAGCCUGAAGUUCAGGCGCUCUGUGUCAUACCAGUCAACGGUAAACCAGGCGUAUUCGAGAGGCGGGGUGUAGCUACAAUCUUGAAGGACGUAUGGGAUCAGGCUGCUCAGUUCGACGAGAUCAUACUAGGAUAG
Messenger RNA from Alternaria arbusti, 1467 nucleotides. RefSeq lists its product as uncharacterized. The coding region runs from base 1 to 1467 and encodes 488 amino acids. The transcript is spliced from 3 exons. The record is from RefSeq and is a predicted model, not a curated record. Lineage: Eukaryota; Fungi; Ascomycota; Dothideomycetes; Pleosporales; Pleosporaceae.